UGCGAGAUGCUUGUGCAGACCACAGGUGGCACGCGCAGGCUCCGAAGCAGCAGAGAGCAGAUGGUUUUAGAUUAAUCUUUCUGGGUGGUGGAGAGAGAAGCUUCCCGCUACCUGCCUUUAGUGCAUGUCAUUGUUUGUCUAUGAUAAAGGAUGCAUGGAAACUUCUUUAAAUAGACAGCAGUUCAGUAAGAGCGGACUGUGAGCUGAGUUGUACUGGCGCAUUCAUACAGCUUUGAACACUCAAGAUGUGCGUCCCUGUCUAUUGGAUUCUUUUCGCGACAUCUUUGGCUCCAUCUGUUCUGUCGAGUCUGCACCCAGACUGCGAGUACAUCUUUCAGCUGGAGAGGGAGGAGCGGCGUUGUCUUCGAUACAUUGCAGAGCAGAACCACAGUACAGUUGAAAACAGUACAGUACUUUUCAACUUCGAUGCAUUGCAGAACCACAGUAUGCUAGGUUGUCUAGCGUUCUGGGACUCUGUGGUGUGUUGGCCAUAUGCUGCGGUUGGGGAGACAUUCCACAUGGCCUGCCCUGCUGUCUUCUCUCUUUUUGGGAAUAACACAGCAGGGUUAGUCAGCCGAAACUGCACUAGCAACGGAUGGUCUCAACCCUUCCCCCCGUACCACAUAGCCUGUAGUGUGGAUGACAACAUUCACAUUCCAGAGGAGACAUACUUUGCCACGGUGAAGCUGAUCUACUCCAUUGGCUACGGCACCUCCCUGUUCUUCCUGUCCAUCGCCGUGGUGAUUCUGCUGCUCUUCAGGAGGCUUCGCUGUGCCAGGAACUAUAUUCACAUCCAGCUGUUUGUCACCUUCAUGCUGAAGGCGAUGGCUGUGUUCAACAAGGACGCCAAGCUGUUCGCCAGCGAGGACACGGACCACUGCACCCUCUCCACCGCAGCUUGUAAAGCCUCAGUGGUGUUCUGUCACUACUGUGUCAUGGCUAACUUCUUCUGGCUCCUGGUGGAGGCCCUCUACCUUAACACCCUGCUCCUCUCCUCCUUCCACCACAGCCGCCGCUGCCUCUGGGGCUUUGGCCUGUUGGGCUGGGGUGUACCCAUCGUCUUCAUCGUCAUAUGGAUUGGGUCCAGGGUGUAUUUUGAGGAUACUGAAUGCUGGGACAUCAAUGAGGACUCUCCCUAUUGGUGGAUCAUCAAAGGGCCAAUCGUGUUUUCUAUUGGGGUCAAUUUCAUCCUCUUCAUGAACAUCAUCAGAAUCCUGAUACAGAAACUGAACCCUCGCCUGAUCCAGUUCAACAACUCAGAUCAGUACAGACGGCUGACUAAGUCCACUCUCCUCCUCAUCCCUCUCUUUGGGAGCCACUACAUGGUGUUUAACUUCCUGCCUGACUACUUCCAUGUUAGCGUGCGCCUCUGCAUCGAGCUCUGCAUGGGGUCCUUUCAGGGGUUGAUUGUCGCAAUUCUCUACUGCUUCCUCAACCAAGAGGUCCAGAAGGAGAUCCAUAUGAGGUGGCUGAGGUGGCAGGAUAACAGCUACGGUGUGGUACUGCCCGGUGCCAAGGGUAGUCAGAUGGACACACCGUUCUAGUGCUCUUCAUCCACCUCUCCUCUUCCUCUCCAACCUCUGUGUUUUUAAUGAGUGUCUUUCGUCGAGGGGUUGGAAUAAAGCGGAAGACAAGAUUCCAUUGGAUAUCUGUUUACAUUGGACAAUAAAGUAAUGUUCUUCUUCUCCUUCCUGUGACCUCCACACAUUGAUAAUGUACUUUUAGGAGCGACUGCUGUACAUUGUGUCCUUGAAACCUACGAUGUCCUCUCCUCUCUCAUCACAAUCUCAUUUCUAAAGGGACCACCAUUGAGCUCAUCCAUUGUGUCCAGCUCGAGUUGAACUGUUUGGCGCAUUGUGAAAUUCUCCUCCUCCUCCUCCUCCUCCUCUUCCUCUUCCACUCAGCAUCAUCUAUGGUUUUGUUACAUUGAAGGACAAUGGAAGUCUAUCUCUCUGUAGCUCUGGUCCAGGGCCUUACCUUACGUUCUCUGUGGUACUACACCACGUUUUGAUGUGUUUUUAGCAAGUCAAUAUGAUUGACCUUCUACUGGAAAAUAGAUGGUUUUAUGUAUUAGACGUGCCCCCUGUUUUUCAGGUUUUAUUAGAAUAUUAUCUUAUGAUGUGUGUGUUGCAUUCUGUGUUUUAGUGCCUUUUUGUUUGUGUGUUUCUCUCUUUUUGUGUGUGUGUGUGUGUGUGUGUGUGUGUGUGUGUGUGUGUGUGUGUGUGUACGCGCAUGGCCAUUGCUCCAAUGCCAUAGAUUCUGUAUGUAGUAUUAGGUCCCCUUGAGGUCCUUUGAUAUGGCUUUUUAUGGCUAUUGACCAUAAGCAGGAGAAACACACUGCAGGAUAGAAAUUCAUUAGCUUCUAGCUGUGAAAUGGGGCCAUUUCUACUAUGAAAAUAAAUAUGGCUACACGUGCAAUGCAGAUACCAUGCCAACUGCAUUGUCUGCUGAUGUUUAAUUUUUUUUCUACUUAGGGUCAAAUUAUGUUUGAAUAAAGCUGUGUGCUUUAACGUAGGCUGAAUGUGAUGCAUAACGAAACAGAAUUCUAAACAGAAGAAUGUGGUGUCUCUUGAAAUAAAGCUACAUUUAUACUUGAA
Messenger RNA from Oncorhynchus keta (chum salmon), 2597 nucleotides. RefSeq names its product growth hormone-releasing hormone receptor. Gene Ontology annotation, molecular function: vasoactive intestinal polypeptide receptor activity; peptide hormone binding; growth factor binding. Gene Ontology annotation, biological process: positive regulation of cell population proliferation; cell surface receptor signaling pathway; adenylate cyclase-activating G protein-coupled receptor signaling pathway. Lineage: Eukaryota; Metazoa; Chordata; Actinopteri; Salmoniformes; Salmonidae. The transcript is spliced from 13 exons. Gene Ontology annotation, cellular component: plasma membrane. The coding region runs from base 246 to 1544 and encodes 432 amino acids. The record is from RefSeq and is a predicted model, not a curated record.